Molecule: messenger RNA, 2105 nt
Organism: Olea europaea var. sylvestris
Lineage: Eukaryota; Viridiplantae; Streptophyta; Magnoliopsida; Lamiales; Oleaceae
Exons: 9
Coding region: 362-1948 (528 amino acids)
Source: RefSeq, a predicted model, not a curated record
AUGUUUUUCAUCUCAAUAAUCUAUUUUCAAUUACUAAAAAAAGGUCAUAAGCUUGACACAAACCGGGCCAUAAACUGUGUCGACCGUGUCAUAGAACCGGGUCGAGUCGGAAUCUUAAACACCAACUGUUAGAUGUUAAAACUGUUCAUGGGCUUCACGUCUAUCAACUCCUGGUUGAAGUUAAACGCCAUCGGUGGAUUCACGUUCUCUAAAAUGCGCACACACGCAUAUUCCAUGUAUUCUUCGCCAUUUGUCUUCAUCAAUUUAAGCCCGAAACUAUUAAAUCGAAAGCAUAUCACAACAAGGACUUCGGGUUUUUAUGGAGGAUUUCAUGAUUGCUUGCUUGUGGCUGUUUUGAAUUAUGAAAUUCGAAGAUUUUCUGAUGCAGGCAAGUGAGGAGAAACAAACAAGAGAACAGCUAGAGGAGGAGGUGGAGGAAUUGCAGCGUGAAUUAAAUGGGGAGCUGCAACUGAACAAAGUUUUGAAUUGUGCAUUGUAUGGGUCAAUUCACUCCUGUUCAUGCGUCUCCUUGUUGCUACCACAAAAGGUUCAAGUGCUUCUAGCAGAAGUAGCAUUAGUGGAAGAAGAGAUUUGUUGGCUGGAGAGAAAGAUAAAUGAGCUCAAGUUGAAUGUUUACCAAGAAAAGAAGCAGACCAAAGAAUGGGAAUUGCUGAAGUUGAAAGAAUUUCAGCCACAACAGAUUCAACGCCAAUUACACAAGUUACCUUCCUGGCGGCCAAACCAAGUGGAGUCCAAGGAAACUGAAAUUCUUAGCAGAUCAUCAGAUUAUGAGUAUCGAAAGUAUGACGUUGGGAGAGAAAGAAGAGCCCCCACAGAAUUUCAAAGCACAACUUGUCUGAGGAUCCAUGAAGGCAUAGUAGAGAAUUCAAGAUGGUCAAGGAGCGCCAUACUUAAUCAAAUCAAUUUGGGAAGUGAAAUUAUGAGGCCAAAUAAGCUGUCAGAAGAACUGAUUAGGUGCUUAAUGAGCAUAUAUCUGAAUCUAAAUCAGACAACAUUCAAGAGCAAAAAAAUAUCAGAGAAGCAGCAUUCUCUCAACUGCAUCAACUCAAAAGGCUUCAUGUCAAAAACAACCGCUUUCAGCUGCAUAGAGCCGACAUUUCCCUCAUUCGAUCAAUGUGAAUCUAAUCUUGAUCCUUAUAGAAUAUUGUCUGACAUUGAUACCGUCAGAGAUGUUGGACCGUAUAACAACUUCAUCCAAAUCACAAGAGCUUCCUUGGACAAAAGCCGUCUCUCUGAAUGCCUUCCAGCCAUGGGAAAGUUGAGGAUUUUAAUGCACAAACUCAGCAAAGUGAACAUAACUUACUUCACCUACAAGCAGAAGUUGGCAUUCUGGAUUAAUAUCUAUAACGCCUGCAUAAUGAAUGCAUUUCUACAGCAUGGCUUGCCCUCCACACCAGAGAAACUUCUGGCACUCAUGAACGAGGCAACAAUUAAUGUUGGUGGGAUUGUACUCAAUGCUCUGGCAAUUGAACAUUUCAUCCUCCGCCACCCUGCAGACUCUGAACGUGAGCUAAUAGAUGAGAAAGAGAUGCUUCUGAGGCAUACAUAUGGUCUUGGUUAUCCAGAACCCAAUGUCACAUUUGCUCUUUGCCGAGGCACCUGGUCUUCUCCAGCCUUAAGGAUUUACACGACUGAUGAAGUCGUGAAUGAAUUAGAGAGAGCUAAAGUAGAGUUUUUGGAAGCGUCAGUUGGAAUUACAAGCAAGAAAAAGAUUUUAGUGCCGAAGCUGAUGCAAUGGCACAUGAAAGAUUUUGCUGAUGACAUGGAUUCACUGCUAGAAUGGAUUUACAGCCAACUGCCACAUCCAAGCAACUCCUCUUUGAAAAGGUUGAUUAUGGAGUGUAUAGUAAAUAGCGAAACAAAUAAGUCACAAGUUUUAGAGAUUCAGCCUUAUGCCUCUGAAUUCCGUUAUUUGCUUCCCUUGUGAUUAUAAGCAGAAGAUGACAAGUCACAGAUUAACUAUCCCUCCAAAUCCACCUUCUGUUCUGACCGAUACAUGUAUCAUGCCAUAGUUUCGUUUCUGUUGAUUAAGUCGGUCAUUUGAAAUAUUUUUCUCAUUAGGCUUGCGUAACUCAUCCAUGUAA